ACAACAGAAUAGAAUAAUACAAAUCUUCUUCCAAUUUUUUGAUAAAUUUUCUCCAAAAUACCCUUUUAUGGAUAUUGCCUUUCAACUCCUUCAACCCCAUCUCCAUUCCUUUCUUCAAGAUAUAAUGCAAUCUUUUGGUUGCACUUACAUUUGCCUUUGGUCUUAUUUCCCUCAACCAUCAAAUUGCUUGAGGUUUUCAGAUGGAUUAUUCUUGAAGGAAUUUGAUCAAGAACAAGUUGGGAGUUUAUCUCUGUUGCUUUUUCGAGAAUAUCAGCAGUUAGAAUUCAGUGUUGAUGAUGGGCUUAUUCCAGGACUUGCUUAUAAACAUAAUGAUCCUUGUUUGAAAUUGGAGAAUUCUCAGCUUCAAACGUAUGCUUCUGCUGAUGUACAAAGACAGUUUUAUCUUGCAGCUGGGAUUCAGACUUCGAUUUUCUUGGGAAGCAUCCAUGGUGAAAUUGAGCUUGGUUUCUCUAGCGUUUCUCAGGUUGAUAUUGAGAUGAUAAUAAGCAGUUUGGUUCCUGUUGAUGUUGUUGCUCCCAAGGUUCCAAUAAUGGAGCUUCCUCAGCCAUCCACAAAAUCAAAACUAAUCCCUGGUCCAAGUUCGAUCCCAAUCCUGAACCCGAACACGCUGUCAUCUUCAUCUUCUUCGUUGAGAUCAUCGUCGAUGGACAGCCCUGCAGAAUCACCCUUCACAACAGCUGACAUUCCCAUUCUUCAAAGCCAGCUUCAACCUUCCUCCAUAAACUCCAUUUUUGCUCAAGCAAGAAACCUUCAAUUCCCCACACCAGAAGCCUUAGAUGAGGCCAUGACAAGAACAAUUCUAGCAGUGCUUUCUUCACCAGCCUGUUCAUCUUCUUCCUCUGUUCAUCAGCCUUUAGAGAACCUUCCUCCAAGCUACCAUGUGAAUGUAAAAUCUAGUGCUUUCAAGAAAUAUGCUAGAGUUUUAACUCCAACGAAAAUCCGGUUGAAUCGAAAUUUGAGCACGAGGCAAAGCUUGCUCAAGAGAUCAUUAGCUUUCAUGACAAACUUGAAUCUCAUGAGACUUCGGGAACGCAUGCCGACAACAAGUCGGCCGACGAGCUCACAACUACAUCAUGUGAUAUCAGAACGACGACGGAGGGAGAAGCUCAACGACAGCUUUCAAGCAUUGAAAUCUCUACUCCCUCCCGGAACCAAGAAAGAUAAAGGAUCGGUGCUAACAACAACGAGGGAGUAUAUGAGUUCAUUGAAAGCUCAAGUAGCUGAGCUUAGUAGAAGGAACCAACAAUUGGAAGCACAACUUUUACAAAGUUCUAAAGAAGAAGAAAAAGAAGAAGCAAUACUUUUUCCUCGAGAAGAUAUUAGAUUUAGGGUUGGAAUUUCACAAGUUCAAGAAUCAACAUCAGAAGGCCAAAUUAUAGAUUUGAAUAUAGCAACUAGAGGAGAAUCUUCUUCACUGACAAAUAUAGUGAUUGGAGUUCUUGAGUUCUUGAGGCAGCUUAACAAUGUGAGAGUUUUAUCCAUGGAUGGCAACACCCAGUUAACACCUUCUUCAAGUUCUAUUAACCACCUAACUUUGAGAUUAAUCAUUGAGGAGAAUGAAUGGGACAAGUCAGCCUUCCAAGAAGCAGUGGAAAGAGUUGUCUCUGACCUGGCAAAAUGAAAGAUGGACCAAUCACAAUCUGCCAUGUGAAUGUUCCAACAUCACCACUAUUUUUUUUUUCUCCUAUUUCUUGUGUUGUUAUUAUUAUUAUUUUAAUGAGAUAUAUAGAUUAGUCAUUAGUGGUUA
Cucumis melo (muskmelon) is the source of this 1768-nucleotide messenger RNA. RefSeq names its product putative transcription factor bHLH041. Gene Ontology annotation, molecular function: protein dimerization activity. Bases 68 to 1642 code for a protein of 524 amino acids. The record is from RefSeq and is a predicted model, not a curated record. The transcript is spliced from 8 exons. Lineage: Eukaryota; Viridiplantae; Streptophyta; Magnoliopsida; Cucurbitales; Cucurbitaceae.